AUGCUCUGUCUGCUUUUGGACAAGGAUUGCAGAGUGAACUUGAAACCACCUUUUCGGAGAUUUGCAUUGCUUGAUGCUGAUGCUUUGUCUGUUUUGACUUAUAUAGGUGAAGGAGGAGAAGGUGUGAACAUCAAGAGGGACAACCUGACUGAAGAUCAGAAGAAGACGUUCGAUGCUGGUUGGUCCCACAAUCAAUUCAACCAGUACGCCAGCGACAUGAUCUCUCUUCACAGAUCUUUAAAUGACAGCAGAAUACCCGAAUGUAAAAACAAAAAGUAUCCGAUGGAAAAACUUCCAGAUACAAGUGUGGUUAUAGUAUUCCAUAACGAAGCCUGGUCCACGUUACUAAGAACUGUUCAUAGCGUAAUCGACAGAUCGCCACCAUCUUUACUAAGGGAGGUAAUUCUAGUGGAUGACUUAUCUGACAUGCGGCAUCUGAAGGCACCAUUGGACAGAUACAUCAGUAAACUGGAAAAAGUCAAGUUAAUAAGAUCUCCAACACGAAUCGGACUGACAAGGGCUAGAAUCCUGGGGUUCGAGGCAUCGAAAAGCAAGACAGUGACAUUCUUGGACUCCCAUUGUGAAUGCUUUCCAGGUUGGUUAGAACCGCUGUUAGCUCGAGUUUACGACGACCCUGGACACGUUAUAUUCCCCGUUAUCCAAGUCAUUGCUGCCAAAACAUUCACACUUAAGGCCCGUAAGCAACGACGAGAAAAAAUUGGAGGAAUUUCUUUGAAGUCGCUGACGUUUACAUGGAAAGGCAUCCCUGAUGUUGAACGUCAACGUCGCCAAUCCGAGGCCGAUCCCAUCAGAUCACCAACGAUGCCUGGUGGAUUAUUCACAAUAGACAGAGAAUAUUUCAAACGUAUCGGUACCUACGACCCUGGCCUCGAUUACUGGGGUGGGGAAAAUAUGGAACUAUCCUUUAAGGCAUGGAUGUGUAAUGGUAGUGUAGAGGUUAUCCCAUGUUCAAAUGUAGGUCACGUGUUCAGAAAGAAGAACCCUAUAACAUGGCCCGGAGGAGGGGACGUGGCCAGGAAGAAUUCUAUCCGGGUAGCGGAAGUUUGGAUGGACGAAUACAAGUACAAAUAUUAUGAAAGAAUUAACAAUGAUUUAUUAGAUUUUGGCGAUGUCUCUGAAAGAAAGAAACUAAGGAAGGAUCUUAACUGUAAACCAUUUAGUUGGUAUGUUGAAAAUAUCUACCCAGAUCUGGCUCUACAGAAUGACGCAAUUAGAUCAGGCGAGGUAUAA
Messenger RNA from Lottia gigantea (owl limpet), 1251 nucleotides. RefSeq lists its product as hypothetical. Bases 1 to 1251 code for a protein of 416 amino acids. The transcript has 7 exons. NCBI's taxonomy places the organism in Eukaryota, Metazoa, Mollusca, Gastropoda, Lottiidae. The record is from RefSeq and is a predicted model, not a curated record. Gene Ontology annotation, cellular component: Golgi apparatus.